This is a messenger RNA of Corapipo altera (White-ruffed manakin), 2797 nucleotides long. It is a transcript of the gene CEP83, whose product is annotated as centrosomal protein 83. Gene Ontology annotation, cellular component: centrosome. The record is from RefSeq and is a predicted model, not a curated record. The transcript has 17 exons. NCBI's taxonomy places the organism in Eukaryota, Metazoa, Chordata, Aves, Passeriformes, Pipridae. Bases 537 to 2678 code for a protein of 713 amino acids.
CCGGGCUGUGAACGGGGGACCGGGCUGUGGGAGUGGGGCUCGGCCGUGAGAAGGCGACCGGGCUGUGGGAGUGAGGCCGGGCUGUGAGGGUGCGCCGGGCUGACCGAGGCCCUUCUACGUGCCCGGAGCUUCCCCUCCCGGCGAAGGGAGGCCCUUCGGCCUCUGCCCCGGCCCCGCGCUCCUCCCCGGCCGUUGGUCACGGCGCAGCCGGAGCCGAUCCCAGCCCGUCCCAGAGCGCCCUCGCCUGUGCCUGCUAUUCCGGCUGCUGGGAGCAGCCUGCUGCGGCCUCUGCGGGCUGGCCGUGGGCCGGUGGGUUCGGAGUCGCCCGGCGCAAGCCCAGAGCACAGUUCAGAGCCCUGUCGCUGCCAGGUUUUCCAGUCUUUGCGUUUGCCUGCUUUCGUUUCCACCAGCGAUCCUCAGCCACUGGCGGAUGGAGAGUAAUGAUUGUUUUUCCUGGUGAUUGCUUUGGCUACUCCAAGUUGCUGAUGAUGAAUUAGUAGAAUAUGGAUUGUUAAAGUAAUACAAGUCAUCAUAAAAUGGAUGGUUUGGGCAGCCUCCUUCCUCCUGUGAUUGGAAAUGAUGAUACAGAUAAUCCAAGAGAAUUACUAAAACUUCUGAUAGAUGAAAAAAUGCGAAGUGAACGCCAUAAAGCAAAUUAUCAAAUUUUAAAGGCGGAACAUCAAAGAUUACAGGGUGAUUAUACCAAAUCACAAGAUGAAAUGAAGCAGUUAUUAGAUGAAAAACAGACUGCAAAUGACAAAGUUCAGCAGCUUGUCACUGAAUAUCAAGAGCAGUUGCUGGGUAAAUCGCAAGAGCUGGAAAAACUGAAGAUGCAGGUGCUAACUCCUCAAAAAUUAGAACUCUUAAAAGCAAAAAUACAGGAGGAAUUGGAAUCUCCUAUGAGGGAACGUUAUCAGAAGCUAGAAGAUGAAGUGGAAAAAUACAGGACACUAUAUAACAAACUUCGUUAUGAACAUACUUUUCUGAAAUCAGAAUUUGAACAUCAACAGGAAGAACAUGCACGUACUUUAGAACAGAAGAAAAUAAAAUAUGAGGCUGAGAUUGCAAGACUGGAUAAAGAUAAAGAAGAACUCCAUAACCAGCUGCUUAGUGUUGAUCCCACAAAGGACAGUAAACGUGUGGAGGCACUCUCUAGAGAAAAGGCACAACUGUGUCAGAAAUUAAAAGCCUUAGAAGCAGAAGUAGAAGAACUAAGAGCAGAAAGACACAAUUGUGGUGUGCAAGCAGAAAGUGUUCAAAGAGUACAGGCACGACAGAUAGCUGAGAUGCAGGCUACAAUGCGAUGUCUAGAGGCAGAAAAGAAGUCUGCUGAACUGCAGGUCGAUCGAAUUGAGAAAGAACUACAGAUGAGUAAUGAGCAGAACAUUGUCUUAACUAGCAAACUCAACAAAUGUGAACGAGAAGUCAGUUCCUUAGCUGCUAAAGUAGAAGAACUUAAACAUUCGCAUAAAUUGGAAGUAACAAAUGUCAAACUGGAGGCAGCAAGAACAAAGAGUGAGGUAGAAAGGGAGAAAAACAAGAUUCAAAGUGAAAUGGAUGGAUUGCUGUCCGACAAGGAAAUUCUUAAGGCAGCUGUUAAACGUCAUAAAGUGCUUUUAGUAGAAAAGGAUCGGGAGCUAAUUCGUAAAGUGCAAGCUGCCAAAGAGGAAGGUUUUGACAAUAUUGCAGCCUUACAGAAUGAAAAGUUAGAACUUGAGAACAGAUUAGCUGAUCUAGAGAAGAUGAAACUGGAACAAGAUACUUGGAGACAGUCUGAAAAGGAUCAGUAUGAAGAGAAACUACGUGCUGCACAGAUGGCAGAAGAAUCUAGCAAAAAGGAACUUCAGCGUUUGAGAUUAAAAAUUCAACAGCAAGCUAUGCAGAGAAAAGAGCUGGAAGAAUGGAAACGUGAAAGCGCUGAUCAGAAACAGCAAAUGUACAACAUGGAACUCCAGCUUGCCUCACUUUCUCAAUCAGAAAAGGAUUUGCUGGAGUCUAAUGAGAAGUUGAAGGAAAGAAUAGAAAGACUGAAACAAGAAUGUCAGCAGGCAGAGAAAGCUCAACUGGAAAGAGAGAAGAUUUUAGAAUGCCAGCGUAUGGAAUGGCUGCAGGAGAAGCGUACGCUUACUCAGUGCAUCACAGACUAUGAAGAGAAAUAUAACCAGCUGAGGAACAAGCUGUGUCGAGCUGCUGUUGCUCAGAAAAAGAGAAAGACUCUCAAUGACAAUAAACAAAGGAGGAUGCGUGAAAAAAUAGAACUUUUGGAAGCCAAGAUGGAAGAACUAGAAAAACAAAAUCAGAUGUUAAUUAGGCAGAAUGUUUCCUCUGAAGAAUAUGCACGCCUCCAGAAGAGACUAAAGGACUUGCAACGUCGGCACAAUGAAUUCCGGAGUAUAAUUCUGAGCCCUAACAUACCAUCACUCAAUCCACUUGGGAUAAUGCCAUCGUCUGCCCUGCCUCCUGGGUCUGAAGUGUCCUUCCCUCUUCUUCAGGAGGAGCAGCAUCAAAGAGAGCUUUCCCUGCUUCGCAAGAGGUUGGAAGAACUAGAAACCAGACAGAGAAAACAGCUGGAAGAUCUUGGACCACCUAGAGAGCGGGUAAUGGGGGAUGCGUACAGGGACUUGGCAAGAAACAAGAUCACUGGAGAAAGUGAAGCACAAAGCGAGGACUCUAAAUAAAUUUGCAAGUCUCCAUGCUCUUAACUUGCAAUAACUUAUCCUUUGUAUGUGCAUUUAAUAUUUUGCCAAAAACAUGCCUGGAUGUGCCUGAAUAGAAGCAAAUAUACUCUGCAUAGUUA